Messenger RNA from Linum trigynum, 2848 nucleotides. NCBI's taxonomy places the organism in Eukaryota, Viridiplantae, Streptophyta, Magnoliopsida, Malpighiales, Linaceae. The record is from the annotation of a GenBank genome assembly.
CGCUAAUACGGAGAGGUGACAAGGUUGAAAAAGGUCACGAGAAUUUGAAUCUAAAAAUACGACAUUGUAACACGUAUAAUUUGUGAUUGUGUGUUUGGGAGGAAGAUGGUUGGGAACACAACAGUUGCUUUAGGGGUCGUUUGGAUGGAUCAAUUGUAAAACGAGACAAUUUGACCAAUUGUUUCAUUUUACAAAACGAGUCAUUUAAAACGAGUCAAUUCAGAUUACCUGCUCCCACCCUAGACAAUUGUAAUUGGCUCAAAAUGAGUCAAUUCAGAAUUCCCCAGCCCAAAUUGCUUCAUUCAAAUUUUCUGCUGCCAAACGGAUCAAUCUAGCACAAUUGACUCAAAACGAGACAAUUGUGUCAGAUUGAUCCAUUAGAAUUUCUCAUCCAAACAACCCCUUAAACUCUCUGAGUUGUGAAAGAGUUGAUGGUUUAGAGAAUUUCGUCACAUAAACAAACUAAUGUAUGAGUUUUGAAGAGCUUCAAGACUUUUUUUUUUUUUUUUUUUUUUGUGGACAAACUAUUUUAUCUAGUUCCAGUUUGACGAUUUAGUGUCGACAAAGUGUAACAAGCCUAACAAAUGAAUUUAUUAUUGCUUCUUUCUUCUCUUUUUCUCCAUUCCUCUCGCCUGACUUUUCCCCACCAGUAGUUGGAUCGACACUUCCCCGCCCGCGGAAAGAUAAAACCGAACCAAUUCAUGCUCUGACGACCUUUUCCUCCUCCGCCGCCGCCACCACCACCGCCGUCCAUGGCUAUGGUUGAGAACAAGUCGCCGACUGACAACUCCAACAACAGAGUGUGGGGUUUCCUCAGGCUGCCCUUCCGAGCUACCACCGGGAAUGCGACGCCGUCCCCUUCGUCUUCGUCGCAUCUUCACCACAGCCACCACAACUACCAGCACGGCCAGAAUAACGCCCCCGUGGAAGGAUCUAAUCCUCACCCUCCCAAUUCGGUCUCUUCCGUCGCCAAAUCGCUGCUCCCCACGCGCCGCCGCCUCAAGCUCGAUCCGGCCUCCAAGCUCUUCUUCCCUUAUGAACCCGGGAAGCAGGUGAGGAGUGCCAUCAAGAUUAAGAACAGUAGCAAAUCCCAUGUAGCGUUCAAGUUUCAAACAACUGCGCCAAAGAGUUGUUUCAUGCGCCCACCUGGGGCUGUUCUUGCUCCUGGGGAGAGUAUCAUAGCUACUGUUUUCAAGUUCGUCGAGCACCCAGAAAACAAUGAGAAACCAAUGGACCAGAAGAGCAGGGUUAAGUUCAAAAUUAUGAGCUUGAAGGUGAAAGGGCCAAUGGACUAUGUGCCUGAGCUGUUUGAUGAGCAGAAGGACCAGGUAGCAAUAGAGCAGAUAUUACGCGUUAUUUUUCUAGACCCAGAGCGCUCAACCCCUUCUUUGGAGAAGUUGAAGCGCCAAUUAGCGGAGGCUGAUGCUGCAGUGGAAGCCCGGAAGAAACCCCCGGAGGAUGCAGGUCCAAGAAUCAUAGGCGAAGGACUCGUGAUUGAUGAAUGGAAAGAGCGAAGGGAAAGAUACCUUGCUCGACAGCAGGGUGAAGCGGUAGACUCGGUAUAGACGAAACUAAUGAGCAUCGAGCUUUUGUUAUUCACGGCUUGAGUAGCAUGGAAAAUUGAUUGAUGUCGGUAUGUUCCUCGUCUACUCCAUUGUACCAUAUAGGAAGAGGAGAAAAAGCUCUUGAGAAUGUGUCCAUGUAAAGAAAAGAUGUGCAUUGUUGUUGUAAGGUUGAUUUGUUUUGUUGAUUUUUGAGUGUUAGGAAGAACCCCUUGUUGUAUGUCUUUCACCAUUCAGCUCUGCCUGUAGAUAAAUUUAUAAUUUUGAUUUGGCCCGCCUGCUUCUAUAACCAGAAAUUAUGAACUGGUCUCAUGUUGGGUUGUAAUGCUCCUAAUUUGAUGAAUCACAAGCUGUUUUUCACAGAGAAAGGAAAGCCGGCUCUUCCUGAUCUGACGUUGCCGGGAAAUAGACAAGAGCGAGUCUUCCUCCAAGAACUGGUUCUCUUUAAUAAGUUCUGAAGAACUUUAUUUCAGUCAAGGAACAGUGUUUCCUCGGGAAAACCAAAUGCCACCGCCGGUGCCGAAUUCGUUUCCGGCGAUGUUGAUUUGAUGUUUCGCGGUGGAAACUCUUGCGGUGCCGUUUGAUCGAAUGCACCGCUGAUUACUGAAAUCGAGACGACCGUCAAAUAUCCGCCGCCGAAUGUCGGCGCCGUUGAUUUGAUCGAUGCACCUCUAAAUGGUGAAAUCAACGUGACCGUCAAAUAUCCGCCGUCGAAUGUCGGCGCCGUUGAUUUGAUCGAUGCACCUCUGACUUCUAACCAACGCGACCGUUACUACGGUUCGCACCUCUCCAAACUACGUUCGAACGAGGGUGUUUGAGUUUUGAGGAAUCUACGCUACCGCUACUCCUAUGGAGAUUCCUGUGGAGAGCUCCGCGACUACGACUAACACUACAACUAUGGAGAUCCUUCCUGGAAGGAGAGCUCCGCGAAGGAGUUACAGAGAAAAAGGAUAAAGUUUUGACAGAGUUGUUCUGUGUUGAUUUGUUUGUCCUUUCUCUCUCCUUGCUCCGCUACUUUUAUUUGAAAUCACUUGCGUAGUCUUCACGCUAGGUGGAACCGCUUCCUCAACUGCUCCGUCCUGAAAUCCCACGUGUCUCAACUGCCUUGAUCUCCUCUUUCUGCUUUGCGUAAAAGUCACGUGCACACACAUCAACUUUGUACCAUGGUUCGAAUCCCGAUACCGCCAUCGAUUAAAACAACAUUGUUGUUUCACCCUCGUCACCGCGUACUUGCCGCUAGAUUGUUGAUCUCCCGGCGUCGUUCUUAAUUAAACAACAUUGUUUCC